AUGGCAUUCCCCGGAGCCGGAGGACACCCCACUAACCUCAAUACUAAUGCUACCCCAAAUGCACAAGAGAACGAAAAGGAAAAUAAGUUCAGGGCUCCCAAAAGCAUCCUCAUCAUCGGCUCAGGCGUAUUCGGUCUGAGCACAGCCUUCGCUCUAACGCGCCGUUCCGAAAUCCCUUCAGACACACCCAUAACAGUCAUCGAUCGCUCGCCCGACCCCGACGUCUUCCCCGCCCGUGACGCCUCGUCCAUCGACUCGUCACGCAUCAUCCGCGCCGACUACGCCGACGUCGCAUACGCCGAGCUCGCGGCUGAGGCACAAGAACACUGGAGACGAGACAUCGAUAAGCCGGACUCUCUCGGCGGCGAUGGGCGCUACAACGAGUCCGGACUGCUGCUAGCCGCAGAGAACGGCGCCGACGGGGCCACCGUGCGUGCGGAUGGCCACCCCACAGGCCUGGGCUACACGCGGCGCAGCUGGGUGAAUGCGCUGGCGUUAGCACACGCUGAGGGCCGCUCGCUUGAUACUGUGCGGCUUCUGCCUUCGGGGUUUGGCAUUGCCAAGCUCUCGCGCACCGAUCGCGAAUGGGCCGACUGGGGCUACCUGAAUACAGCGGCUGGAUGGGCCGACGCAGAGAGGAGCAUGCGGUGGCUGUAUGACCGGGUUGUGGCAACGCAACGCGUGACCUUCGUGAACGGCACCGUCGAGACCCUUGAAACGCAGACACAAGGAGUAGAGCAGCAUGUCACGGGUGCGCGUCUCACCGACGGCCGCAAUUUCUCAGCCGACCUCGUUAUUGUAGCCACAGGCGCCUGGACACCUACACUCGUGGGUCUAGCGGGCUCAGCCGUCGCAACAGGACAGUGCGUGGCCUAUUUGCGAAUAACGGACGACGAGCAGGCCCGGCUGGCUGAGAUGCCAGUAUGCCUGAAUCUGACGGACGGGUGCUUCGUGAUCCCACCACGCAACAACGUCCUAAAGAUUGCAAGGCAUUCAUACGGGCCCGUCCCAAACGCACCACUCAAGCCCUGCCGUUCUGCCACCGGCGAAAAUAGCCAAGUAGACAAGAGUAACCCCAAACCCGUCAUCUCUCAGCCCCGUACUCACCUCACAGAUCCGUCUCUCAACAUUCCAGCCGAAGGCGCCGCGGACCUGCGUCGUGCCCUGCGGCGUAUGAUCCCCUGGUUAGGCGAUCGCCCAUUCUUCGAGACGCGCCUGUGCUGGUACACGGAUACGCCGACGGGGGACUGGAUUGUAGACUACCACCCCAGCUACAAGAACCUCUUCGUAGCUACUGGCGGCAGCGGCCACGCCUUCAAGUUCUUGCCAAUUCUAGGCGAAAAGGUCGUGGAUUGUCUGCUGGGCAGGCAUCCCAAGAAGUUUCGAGAGAAAUGGAUGUGGAAAGGUGGUGUGGGAGGUGCUGUGAAACGGAACGAUGGGUUAUCAAGUGAGCAGGAAAUGCUCCAAGAUGAGCUAGCUGUUGAACUUAGUGUGGCCACUGAAGAUGGAACCCGAGGGGGCAAACCUGGUCUCAUUCUUGUUGAGGAGAUGGUUGAGGAUGAGAAACCUCACAUAUUGUCAAAGAUAUGA
Xylaria bambusicola is the source of this 1590-nucleotide messenger RNA. Its product is annotated as FAD dependent oxidoreductase-domain-containing protein. The record is from RefSeq and is a predicted model, not a curated record. Lineage: Eukaryota; Fungi; Ascomycota; Sordariomycetes; Xylariales; Xylariaceae. The transcript is spliced from 3 exons. Gene Ontology annotation, molecular function: flavin adenine dinucleotide binding; L-pipecolate oxidase activity; sarcosine oxidase activity. Bases 1 to 1590 code for a protein of 529 amino acids.